CCAUGACUCUGAACGUGACAAUGAGACGAAGCAGCACUUCGGUGCAAUCACAGCAGCGGUGGAGCAUCCCGGCAGAUGGGCGGAAAAUUCACGUACAGAAGAACCAACAUGUCCAACUCAACCGCCAGUACACCAUAAACCCAGACGACUACUACAGGAGCAGCUGGUCAAGUGACUCCUCGGAUUCGGUCAUUUCUUCAGAAACCGGGAAUAACUAUUACCGAGUCGUCCUCAUUGGGGAACAUGGAGUUGGAAAGUCUACGCUCGCAAGCAUAUUUGCUGGAGUCCCUGAUUCUUUGGACAGCGAUUACGACAUAUUGGGAGAAAACACAUACGAGAGGACCCUGAUGGUAGACGGAGAAAGCGCGACAUUAAUCCUUAUCGACAUGUGGGAAAACAAGAGUCAGGACAACUGGAUCCAUGAUCACUGCAUGCAGGUUGGAGAUGCUUACUUAAUAGUUUAUUCCAUCACCGAUAGAGCAAGUUUUGAGAAAGCGUCGGAGCUUCGCAUUCAGCUCAGGAGGGCACGCCAGACAGAAGACAUCCCUAUAAUACUUGUGGGCAAUAAAAGUGACCUGGUCCGGUGCAGAGAGGUUUCAGUAUCAGAGGGAAGAGCGUGCGCCGUGGUGUUUGACUGCAAAUUUAUUGAGACCUCGGCAGCCGUUCAGCACAACGUGAAGGAACUGUUUGAGGGAAUUGUGCGGCAAGUGCGUCUAAGGAGGGACAGCAAGGAGAAGAAUGAAAGGAGGCUGGCGUUCCAGAAAAGAAGGGAAAGCAUCCCCAAGAAAGCCAGGAGAUUCUGGGGGAAAAUUGUAGCUAAGAAAAACAAGAACAUGGCGUUUAAGCUGAAGUCCAAGUCUUGCCACGACCUCUCUGUAUUAUAAGAAAAAUAGGAUGUGCAAAAAAACUCUCACAAUAUGUUCUCUUGGUGGACAUCAUGGGGUUAUUUUUCGAGCAAUAAGAAAUCUAUAUUAGAUUGGAUAAUGCCACAAUUUACUUGUGUUUUCCACACCUUUGAUGAGAUGAUCAUAUUCACAAUUCCAAUCAGUAAAAAGGACAAUACAUUUCUUUCAUAUUGAUUUUUAUAUUUAUAUUAACAGAACACUGGCCUUUUGUGCCAGAGUGCCUGAUAUUGAAUUUUUAUUUUCCCCUUUUUAUCGGAUUAGCUGUAUAACAAGUGGAUUCGGCUUUCAACAUUGACCUCCUGCUAAAA
Molecule: messenger RNA, 1213 nt
Organism: Spea bombifrons (plains spadefoot toad)
Lineage: Eukaryota; Metazoa; Chordata; Amphibia; Anura; Pelobatidae
Gene: GEM
Product: GTP binding protein overexpressed in skeletal muscle
Exons: 4
Coding region: 3-884 (293 amino acids)
Biological process (GO): negative regulation of high voltage-gated calcium channel activity
Cellular component (GO): plasma membrane
Molecular function (GO): GTP binding; calcium channel regulator activity; GTPase activity
Source: RefSeq, a predicted model, not a curated record